AUGGCCCAACACUCAACAGACAAGGACCAGGUGUGGUUGGAACCACGUCCUCGGCAUCGUGGGACUCGUCGCACGUUGGACUGGAAAGUUUUCUGGCGUCUCAUCCAUACCAAGAAGCUGUGGUACGGCCCGAAAGACGUGGAUGUGCGUGCUUUCUUCUAUACUUUCCACUCCCUCGGCAGUAUUGUUAGCUCUUCUUGCUUGUGCGAAUCAGCAGGCAGCCUGCUGAAGCACUUUUCACGUGGUAAUCCAGACACGAGAAGGAUCGUGGAAAGAACAAUCUUGAGGCUGGCUGCUGUCUCAGGAGACGGCACUGACGACGCCAUCAUUUUGAGGACGUGGCUGGAGACAGUUGCUUCCCCGGACAAGCUCAAUUUCAUUGGUUCGAGCAUGAAAGCUUACAAUAAGAACUUGGAGCGCUGGCCCUUGGGUCAAGGAAGCAAAACAAUCCACGGCAUGAGGAAGGCUGCACUGAAUAAGAAGGGCAGCAAAACGCAGUGGACAGUGAAGCGUGUCAAGAAGAUUCCACGGGUUGCCGCCAAAGUGUUGCAAGUUGCACGGUUAAAGGCAUCGUUGCACCGAUGGGCCCGAGCAGCUGCAGGUGACAAGCGGCAGCAGCAGCCGCUGGCCGCCAGCAGUGCUCUCCGGCCACUGCCGGAGUUCGAGACGGAGGACCUUGUGGCCAAGGCGGUGAGCGAGUUGAACGGAAAGGAGGUUCAGGGUCGCUGCAUCACCAUCGAGCCGUUCAGUCAGGCGCACGAAGGGCGGCCUCUGCGAGAUGCAGCGCCACCUGUUGUGGAUGGGCGCCAGGUGUUUCUGUCUGGCCUUUCUGCUAGCACCGACUCGGAGACAUUGCGAAAGUUCUGCGAACUCAGCGCUGGACCCGUGGCCAACGCCCGUGUGUUCACUCACCGUGACACUGGCGAAUCCAGGGGUACCGCGAAAGUCGAGUUCGACACUGCGGAGCUUGCGCAGUCUGCCAUCCAGGCUUUAAAUGGCCGCUUGCUAGAUGGGAGCCACCUCUCAGCACGCUUGAUGGAGCGGGAUCGGCCCCCACGACAGCCUGCAGAGGGAAGCAGCCGAAUCUUCAUCACGAACCUCCCUGACGAGGUCAGCGAGGAGCAGGUGCAGGACCUGCUUGUCCAGGCUGGCGAGGUCAUCUCCGUGCAGGUGUUCAAGACGGGUGCCGGCAACACCGCCAGCCGCGCGACGAUGGCAUCUUCUGAACAAGCUCAACGAGCUGUGAGCAUUCUGAACGAGACCUUUUACAUCUCCAAUCGCAUUAGUGUGCGAAUGGAUGCAGAGCGUCCAAAACCGCAGACCGAUGCGACGAUUUUCGUGGGUGGCUUGAGCUUCAGCACCACUACUCAAGGCCUGGAGCAGCAUUUCAGCCGGGUGGCGAGAGUCGUCCAGGCAUCCAUUUUCACCGCCAAAGACACCGGGAAGCCCCGAGGUUCCGGGAAGGUGGAAUUCCAGUCCGCGCGCGAUGCAGAACGUGCAGUGCAGGAGCUGAAUGGUUCGGAGCUCGAUGGUCGGCAGGUCCACGUGAAGAUCAUGGAGGCCCGGCCGCCAGAGAGGUCCAGUCCCAUGCGCCCGCCUCCAGGGCUGAGCCUCCCGGACAGUGGCCGUCAGCUCUUUGUGUCGGGCCUCGCGCCGACCACGCAGACCGAGUUGCUGCGCGAGUUCUGCGAAGCCUGCCUUGGUGACGGAUCAGUCGUGUACUGCAACGUCUUCCAGGACCAUGACACCGGCGAGUCAAAAUGCACUGCGAAAGUCGAGUUGGCAUCUUCGGAUCUUCUGGACCGAGCUUUUCAGGACCUGGAGGGUGCGCAGCUGGAGGGUGGCCGUUUGUCCCUCCGCCGGCCAGGCGAACCCCGACAACCUCCGGCCCCAGACGGGCGUACAAUUUUCCUGGGAGGGCUGAGCUGGGACGUCGACUCCGAAGCCCUCAAAGGCUUCGCCAGCCAGGUGGGUGAGGUCACCUACGCCGCCGUGUUCACCAACAAAGAAACGGGGAAAUCCAAAGGUUCAGGCAAAGUCCAGUAUGCCACCGCCGAGCUUGCCAGCAAGGCAGUCGAGGAGCUGACAGGGCAGGAUCUGAUGGGCCGCGAGGUUUGGGCAUGCAAAACGGAUUUGAGGUGCCUGGUGCCCAUCUAUGUCUUCAGAGGCAUUGCAGGUGACGGGGAAGAGCACUUCAGCUGGAGAUGGUGCCGAGAAAGUGUACUUUUAUGGAAUCUCGCUUUGAAUCUGAAGUCUGUACUGCUAGACGACAAUCACUGGUUGAACCACGGAGUGAUAAAGUCGUACGACGAGCAGAAGGGCUUUGGCUACAUCACCUCGAGUGACUUCGCGGCUCUCUCUGGUCGAGACGUGUACUUGACAAAAGAGGAAGCUGCAGCAGCCUCGAAGGAUCCUGUAGCUGGCUCGGAUGCCGGUGUGCCCAAGGAGGGGCAGCCUGUGAAGUUCCAGGUGACGCAGAACGGCGAUGGAGACCCACAGGCCGUCAACGUGGCGGGUGUCCGGCCCCUGAUCGGAGACGUUGCUCAGCUCCCCCGAGAGGGAGAUCAAAGUGGCGUUCUGGUCAUCAAGGGAGAUCCAGACGGAUCAGAGAAAGUGCAGUCUCUUGUGGGUAAGGAGGUUCGCUUCGGCCAAGCAGACUGUGGACAGCUGAUGUUGGCAGUCGGUGAUGAGGUCCUGUUCUCCUGUAGUGUGGUGAGCGAGUCGCCACAUGUCUUGGACGCGAGAAUCUCGGAGCUCAGGUCGACAACGCGGGCGGGUCCGAUACUCUUCGGCAACUUUCACGUGGAAUUCCCCAGGAGCGGCGACUCUGUCUGCAACCUCGGGGGCCACGCUAUGCAAGAUCGAAUUGUCCUGGCAGGGCUGCCGCCUGACCUGAAGGGUCCCGAGCUGAUGCGGCUCUUUGAGAAUUUCAAGGCCCAGGAGCCACUCCUGGCCCGGGAGGAUGCUGGGCCUCGUGGUGGCUUCGCGUCCGUGAUUUUCCAAGGAGGUCCGACUGAUGUGGCGCAGUUCCUGCUUCGCACAGCCAUCGCAAUGACAGUUGAUGGCAAGGCCCGCGCCGCUCGACUCGGAUUUAACGCUCGCGCUCCACAGGACCUGGCACAGCUCCCGCUACUGCCUGCACAGCCUCAGCCCACGCUUGAAGCUGAAGAGGGUGGUGCGCUUAUGGUUCGAUGGCAGCAAGUCGGUAUGGCUGUUGGUUACCUGGUGGAACUGCGACCUUUCGGGGACGAAGCAGGAUGGUCACCGGUGGACGUCUCGCCCGGCCACCACGUGGAUCCGCAUCCCUCCCUCCCACAGGGACUGCUCGGCCCACAGUGCAGUGCUUGCCGGGUCAACAGCCUGCGAGAGGUGCCGUACGAAGCCAGAGUUAUGUACUAUGCAGCCUCUGGCUGCCGGUCGUACCAUUCGAAGGUGUCGACGCCAUGUAAGCCGACGCCCUCUGCAUCCACCCGCAGAGAUGAUGGAAUCUUUGCUUCAAGAGCUUGGGAGAUUCCAAGAUAG
Molecule: messenger RNA, 3522 nt
Organism: Symbiodinium sp. CCMP2592
Lineage: Eukaryota; Dinophyceae; Suessiales; Symbiodiniaceae
Source: the annotation of a GenBank genome assembly